Molecule: messenger RNA, 2045 nt
Organism: Corapipo altera (White-ruffed manakin)
Lineage: Eukaryota; Metazoa; Chordata; Aves; Passeriformes; Pipridae
Gene: VRK3
Product: VRK serine/threonine kinase 3
Biological process (GO): peptidyl-serine phosphorylation; signal transduction
Cellular component (GO): cytoplasm; nucleus
Molecular function (GO): protein serine/threonine kinase activity; ATP binding
Source: RefSeq, a predicted model, not a curated record
AGCUUCAUGCCAUUCUCUCCCUGGGCAUCCACCGUCAGUGAUUCUGCCACUGAUAACAAGAUUGAGCCGAGGCCUGGCUGCUCUGUUAUGAGGAAAUGCCUGUCAUUAGGGGCCGUGCUUCCUCUUUCUGUUUUUUUAGGUCCAAACCUAAUUGCCAGCAGCACUGUGCGAGAGUUCUGUGUUGUCGGUGGUGUCAGUAUCCACUAAAUGUCAGUUCUGUAUUCUGUAGCAUAUUUUGGGGUCUAAAAGAAAGCACUUAUAUCAUGUGGACUACUACUCAGCCAUGUAGUGACUGCUGAUCCUUUUUCUCCAGUCUAAUUGUAAACUUCUGAAGGGGAGUUUUUGAUCUUAUUCUCUGUUGUUGACUUGGAAACUGUACAGGGAGAGUUUUUUCCAUGACCAAGUUUUGCCUGAUAUUUGGCUUUACUUUCUUUUUCAUUACUUAAGCUGUUGCAUAACAAAGUCUGAGCAUCCAUCUGUGUUUUUGAAAAGAUGUGAUAAAAGUGAAAAUCAGUAGUGGAGGGUGCUUUUAUAGAUACAAGUUUUGGGUGACCUGUGUAUAGCACUUGGUCUAAGAACAGAAGAGGAACUGCCCCAAGGCCAAGUCAUGGGUGCAAAUCCUUUUGGAGAAACGAGGCCACAUAGAACUCUAACAUCCAUACAGAGCAGAGAGACUUUGGCAUCUCUUACCACAGAGUGAGCUGGAGGGAAUGCUCAGCAAAUGAAUUUGGGGGUACCUUUGAGAUUCCACUAAUGAUCUGUUCUUUACAUACCCCUCAAAGCCCCCCACUAUUGUAGCCAUGCCCAGAUGCUUCUGUGACUUAAGCAGAACUGCACUCGCAGCAUGUCAGGGUGGACUCCUGGAGCAAGCGCAGUCAGCAUCUGGAACCUGCCCUCAAAAGCAAAGCUACUCCCUCAAACUUGAUGCCAAAGACGGGAGGAUAUACAAUGAACAGAAUUUCUUCCAGCGAGCUGCCAAAGCAGGCACAGUGGAGAAGUGGAAGAAGUGGCACUCUGUGCCUUUGCUGGGCAUUCCCAAUUGCAUUGGCUUUGGACUGCAUGGAGACAGCUACAGGUUUUUGGUGUUCUCUGACUUGGGGCGAACUCUUCAGUCAGUGCUGAGUGAUGGCUUGAACCUGCUGAGGGAGAAGGCAGCGUUUCAGAUUGCAGUCCGGCUGCUAGACUGCCUGGAGUACAUCCAUGAGAAUGAGUACGUACAUGGGGACAUCACUGCUGAGAACAUCUACCUGAGCCCAGCAGACCUCACACAGGUGACCCUGGCAGGCUAUGGCUUCGCAUUCCGGUACUGCCCCGGCGGGAAGCACGUGGCUUGGCGGGAGGGCAGCAGGACCCCUCACGAGGGCACCCUGGAGUUCAUCAGCCUGGACAGCCACAAAGGUGCAGCACCAUCUCGCCGGAGUGACUUGGAAUCUCUGGGCUACUGUCUUGUAAAAUGGCUCUGUGGCUUUUUGCCUUGGUCUAAUGUGCUGGACAGAGUAGAAACUGUGGUGGAGCAGAAGGAAAGGUACAGAGAGGAUGUGAAAUGCCUUCUCCGACUGUGCUUCGGGCACAGAGCCAUUCCAGAGACCCUGCAGAGAUACCUGGAGCAGGUGAUGUCUCUGGAGUAUGAGGAGAAGCCUGACUAUGAGGCCCUACGGCAGCUCUACAAGAAGCCACUGGAAAAGAUGAAAUCUUCAGCCUAUGACCCUGUGGAUAUCCCAGUGGUGCCCUAGAUCAAGAGAACUUGCACAGGAAGAGUUCAGAGCUUUCUAAAGUGAGGCCUUUGCCACAGAUAUUUAACUUUUACCAGUUUUAGAAUGAGAGGUUGAAGUGCUUUCUUCCCAUUUUAAUGUGACCCAGUGCUGAAGUUUGAGGUGCUGCUGUACCAAGUUAAUGUGAAGACACUCCUGCCUGGCAGGUCAGGGGAAGCAGUAGCUGGAGAAUUGCAAUGGAACCACGGGGAGCAGGGAAAUUAAAUCAGGGACUUUUUUUAACUGGAGUGGCAGAACAUAGUUUUGUAAUAAAUGUUGUGGACAAGCACCCAA